CAUGCAGCAUGUUCAUCCAUCAAGCGCAACUUCAUUAAAAAGUAUAAUAGGCAUAGUGAUUUAGUUUUGCAAGUAUAAGUAAUCAUUAUGCCUCAUUUCAUUACAUAUUUCUUACUCUUUUCUACUCUUGCCAUUUCUUGCUCUUGCAUCAACCAUAAGAACUUUACCCAAUCGGAUCCCGACUGGUCCCCUGCCGGCGCCACAAAGUAUGGUGAGCCCAAUGGUGUUGGAAUUACUGGUGGAGCAUGUGGAUACGCAAGCAGUGUAGUGCAGCCACCAUUCUCUUCCUUAGUAUCAGCUGGUGGUCCUUCUCUAUUCAAAUCUGGGAAAGGAUGUGGAGCUUGUUAUGAGGUAAAGUGUACUGAAAAUGCAGCAUGCUCGGGAAAUCCGGUCACCAUAGUUAUAACAGAUUCGUGUCCGGGCGGGUGUGAAUCACAACCAGUUCAUUUUGAUAUGAGUGACACUGCUUUUGUAGCCAUGGCAAUUCCUGGCAAUGCCAAUCAGCUCCGAACCGCCGGAGUACUCAACGUCCAGUAUAGAAGAGUUGAAUGCAACUAUCCGGGAGUAGCACUGAGCUUUGGCGUGCGACCUGGUUCGAGCCCCUACUAUUUUGAAACUCUGAUUGAAUAUGUAAAUGGCGACGGAACCCUGAGCACUGUAGAACUGAAGCAAGCUUCGGCCUCACCAGAUUCAUGGCUUUCCAUGCAACAGUUUUGGGGUGCAGUGUGGAAGCUUCAAGACACCUCCGGACUAACAGCGCCCUUCUCCCUCAGACUCACCGACGAAUCUGGCAAUACUCUCGUCGCCGACAACGUCAUUCCGGCCGAUUGGCAGCCCGGACAUACCUAUCAGUCUGCCGUCACUUCUUUUGUUUGAAGAUAAACUAAUUACAAAAUUAAAUAAAAAAAAAUCUAUUGUACC
Molecule: messenger RNA, 921 nt
Organism: Ipomoea nil (Japanese morning glory)
Lineage: Eukaryota; Viridiplantae; Streptophyta; Magnoliopsida; Solanales; Convolvulaceae
Product: expansin-B15-like
Exons: 4
Coding region: 88-876 (262 amino acids)
Biological process (GO): sexual reproduction
Cellular component (GO): extracellular region
Source: RefSeq, a predicted model, not a curated record